GCUCGCCUCGUUCUGCAGGCCGCGGACGCCCGGGCGCAUCGCGCUGUUCACCCCACGGUUAUGACAAUGCUGAUGAAAACAAUGCCAACAACGACGGCACUGCUGAUGUUGUCGCUGCAGAUCCUGAUGGUCGGAUUUGCUUUGGUUGCCGGGACGAGCGCCACGCCGAUCCAGCACCUCGAGCACCGGUUCUGCAGCCACCAACACCCCAAGGCCCAUGAGGUCGUACACGGUGUUCACAUCGAGCCAGCCCACGUGGUGAAGAAACGCAGCAUCAACCAGCCGCUCCGGAUACUCCUCUACUACGAUCACAGCGUCUACAGGUUGGAUGACAAGAAAUUGGAGCUCAUCAACAACACCAUCCUCCCGGAAGCCGUUCACUUUUGGGAGAGGGCCCUCAUGGUCCGCGAAACGAAGAAGACCAUACGCCUCAAUAGAAAGUGCCACAGCUCCCAAGUGUUCGUCAAAGACAACCUGACCCACUGCAUCAACAGCUGCAAGGAGGAAACGAUGUGCGGGGAGGUCGUAGUGCCCGAGGAGCACCUCGACGCGUGUCGAGUGUGCAACGAGGCUGGGCAGAACUGCCGCGUGGAGCCGGGCAGCGUGCCGGGCGAGGGGAUCAACGGAGCUGACUUUGUCUUUUACGUCUCGGCCAUGUCGACCGAGCGCUGCAAGAAGGGCCUCACCGUGGCUUACGCCGCCCACUGCCAGCAGGAGGCCGCCCUCGACCGGCCCAUAGCCGGUCACGCGAACCUCUGCCCCGAGAGCAUAAGCACGAAGCCCCAAGAGCUGGAAACACUGCUGAGCACGGUCAAGCACGAGAUCCUGCACGCCCUCGGCUUCUCCGUGAGCCUCUACGCCUUCUACAGGGACGACCAGGGCGAGCCCAGGACCAAGAGGACGGAGACCGGCAAGCCGGUCCUCAACAAGGCUUUGCAGACGCACCAGUGGAGCGACAACACGAUACGGACGGUGAUCAGGCACAGCUGGCAGGUGCACGGGGGCAGCAUGAGACGCUCGAUGCAAAUGAUCGUGACGCCGAGGGUGAAGGCCGAGGUCAGGGCGCACUUCAACUGCCCCGACCUGGAGGGUGCCGAGCUCGAGGACCAGGGCGAGAACGGCACGGCUCUCACCCACUGGGAGAAGCGUGUCUUCGAGAACGAGGCGAUGACGGGCACGCACACCCAGAAUCCCGUGUACUCGAGGAUUACGCUGGCUCUGAUGGAGGACACGGGCUGGUACAGCGCCAACUACUCAAUGGCCCAGGAGCUCGGCUGGGGCCGAAACCUCGGCUGCGACUUUUCCAUGAAAUCCUGCAAGGAGUGGAUCGUCCAGAAAUCCUCGAAAUUCUUGGAAAACAAUGAUCCUGGCAAAUCGAUCCAUCCCUUCUGCAACAAAGUGAAACGGGAUCCCCUGCAGACGGAGUGCACGGACGAUCGAAGCUCGGUCGCCCUGUGCAACCUAAUCGAGUACCCGGAGCCCCUGCCUAAGCAGUAUCAAAACUUUGACAGCAUUCCCAACGUUCCGCGCGGCCGAGAGGAGUACUACGGGGGCUCGGUGUCGCUCGCCGACUACUGCCCCUACAACCAAGAGUUCACCUGGCGGGCCAACAACACGAUAGUGCGUGGCUCGCACUGCCUCUACGAGGACAACAAUCCACAUCCACAAAAGAACUUUGCGCUGGAGAGGUACGGGGAGCAGUCGCACUGCUUCGACCACACCAAUCAAAUGUGGGAGGAGAGGACGUGCAAGCAGGUCCGGCAGUGGCAGCACUGGGGCUCGGGCUGCUACCAGUACAAGUGCGAGGCGGGCCGGCUGCACAUUAUGGUCACGAAUUACACGUACACGUGUUACCACGCCGGCCAAGAGAUCGCCAUCAGGAUAAUGCAGAACGAGUGGCUGCACAAGGGCGCCCUGAUCUGUCCACCGUGCAGGGAUCUCUGCCAGGAUGAAUUUGCCCGACGCAACGAGCUGUGCAAACCGGGGGACGAGCACCCGCCGGCCACGUUUUACCACCGAGACGUGCUCGAUUGCGACUCCGCGGCGAACUGCGGCCUGAGCCUGUCGACCCUGAGCCUCGGUGUCCUCCUCCUCUUCGUCUACAGAUGAUCUUAGAGCUGCAGCUACUUUCCGUCGUUACCUACCACCGAAAUCAAGGAGUGAUUAAAAACCUCGAGGUCUCGUCACACGUGAGCUAUACAUGUCUUUUUUUCUUUUUUUUUCACUUUCCAUCGCUCGGUGCGCCAACGAUGGAGGACCUCCGUGAUUUCGACUAGACAAUUGUGAUUUUUGAGGAGGUGCGAAAGUAUACUGUACUUUGCUGAGCUUCAGCUCGGACUUGGAUUUAUUUGUGUCAUACAGUUCCCGUCCUAUAAUACCUUCAGAUUCCUACGGGAUGAAGUCGAAGUAGAAGUUUUAACAAUAAAAAAAAAAAAAAAAAAAUCUUUGUACAGUAGUCAUACUCGUUAAAAUUUACAUGUAAAAUAAAUUUCGUUACUUUUGCACCUUCUCAAGCAGUUUAUAAUAUUCCUCGUAACUUAGCAUUUAGGGUCGAAUCAAUUGUUUGCCCGAUGAGUGGCGAAUUAAUCAAUUUUUUUACCCUUGUUAUCGAUUUUCCAAUUGUUAAGACUAGGUGUAUCAUAUUUUUAAAGUAUGCUUGUUGCCAUUCAAUUCCGAUGUAAGUUUGUUGAGUCAUAAGUAAUUUAGAUUAUUUUAAUUUCGAUAAGAUUAGUCACUGAAAGUGUUGGAGGAUCAUUACAUUUUCUUGCAUUCCAUGAUAAAUUUUUAAACAUGUAAAUAAUAACUGUACAAGUCAGUUUUAGAUUUUUUUUAAACUGUUGAAGCAUUCCAGUAUGUAAAUAUGCUCAAAUUUCUGAACCAAUAGACGUUUCAUUCUAUUAUUGGGAUAGAAUAAAUUUAUGGCCACAGGAGAACAAAUAAUUGACAUGUGUAAAAUAAAGUAAUUUAAAGUUGUAAGAAGCAAGUGGACAAGGUGUUUAUGGUGAAUUGUAAAUAAAUAAAUAAAUAAAUAAAAAUAGUUCAUAUUUAAGCAGAAAAACUGUAAACAUCGUGUUACGAGAAAAAUUACCAAACUCACGAACAAAAAGUUUUAUUCUUACAUCCAUACAUAUUUUAGAAUACGUUUAAUUUGUUUCACGUAGUUUAAGAUGUAUCACGAAAGAGAAGUCAAGAACUUGACAUCACAAAAAAUAAUUAUACAUAUUCAAUCAAAUUGAUUUUCACGCAAUGUGAAUACGUUUUUAAAUUAAGAAUUUUCAUGUCGUUGUUUAACAUCUGUACUUUGAAAGUAACAAUUCCUUUCUUACAUGAUGUGAUAAUUUAUAUUUGAUUCGAACAAUAAGAAAUGUUGACCUAUAGAAUUUGAGUGAAAUCUGUUUUGUAGAGAGAAAAAAAAAAUGUAUAAACGACCAAACGAAUUGUCAAAUGUACUCAAUUUUUUAAAUAUUCAUUGAAAUCAAUCGUUGAUUUGGCCGUUGUUUGAAUAACGUUAGUUGAUCCCUUGUUUUUGAGGCAUUAUUGAAUGUUACAUCUAUCGAAUGUUAUUUUAACGCAGUUACGGUCAAAAAUGCAAUUACGAGCCAAUUAAGUAUUUAUUUACACGAAUAAUAAAAAAAUAUGUAAAUUUUAUCAUUGACUGAGCGGAAUUACA
Molecule: messenger RNA, 3670 nt
Organism: Copidosoma floridanum
Lineage: Eukaryota; Metazoa; Arthropoda; Insecta; Hymenoptera; Encyrtidae
Gene: Invadolysin
Product: leishmanolysin-like peptidase, invadolysin
Biological process (GO): proteolysis; cell adhesion
Cellular component (GO): membrane; cytoplasm
Molecular function (GO): metalloendopeptidase activity
Source: RefSeq, a predicted model, not a curated record